UGUGUGUGUGUGGAGUAUAUAAAGGUGUAGGGAGUAGAUCUCUCUCUAAUCGCCUAGGCUCCCUUCUGGCACAGGGGUAAACUUAUCUCUCCUCCAUUACACUUCAACAACAACACAACAAUGCGUGGAUAUAUUCUAGUGACGGCUGUGUGUCUCGCCUCUACCGUCUCUGCUACCUUCUUCGAGGACUGUGGUUCGGUUGGGUCUGACGUGAAGGUGGAAGUGGAAGGAUGUAAUAUUCCUCCUUGUCAUCUACCGAGAGGUGACAUUCUGGAUGUCAACAUACAGUUUACCUCCAGUCGGAACACAGAGACGCUAAAGAUCGCUGCGUCCGCCUACAUUGGAGGGAUUGAAGUACCCUGGCCUGGCGUCAACACAGACGCCUGCAUUAACACGCAAUGUCCCAUCACUGAAGGCAGCCGCGUGAACUGGCUAAUGCCGGUUAAUAUCUUGAAGGUGUACCCCAAGAUUACCACCAUCGUCACCUUCAAGCUCCUCGACUCCGCUAAGGAACCUCAGGCCUGUGUCGUUAUCCCCGCCACCAUCGUCUGAGCUCCUGGCCACACCCUAGGUCCUCGUUCCUCUAUUCUAAGGUCCCUUACUUCCCCUAAAUUAAGAUCCGCAUUACCUUAAUUCAGAACACCUGUCAACCCAUCAUCUAAGGUCACCGACGUCAAGUGACCUAACGUUAAAACCAGUGAUAAAUAAAUACAUAAUAAACUAUUAAGAAUUGU
Molecule: messenger RNA, 734 nt
Organism: Homarus americanus (American lobster)
Lineage: Eukaryota; Metazoa; Arthropoda; Malacostraca; Decapoda; Nephropidae
Product: NPC intracellular cholesterol transporter 2 homolog a-like
Exons: 5
Coding region: 121-552 (143 amino acids)
Biological process (GO): sterol transport
Molecular function (GO): sterol binding
Source: RefSeq, a predicted model, not a curated record